Molecule: messenger RNA, 2569 nt
Organism: Panicum virgatum (switchgrass)
Lineage: Eukaryota; Viridiplantae; Streptophyta; Magnoliopsida; Poales; Poaceae
Product: rop guanine nucleotide exchange factor 9-like
Exons: 8
Coding region: 770-2341 (523 amino acids)
Molecular function (GO): guanyl-nucleotide exchange factor activity
Source: RefSeq, a predicted model, not a curated record
UGGACAUUCCCAGCCCCAGCCUCCGCGCGAGCUCAAGCCGCCGCUGCCGACGAUAAACGCGAUCCAAACCAGGAGCUCAUGUCGGUACCUGCAACUGAGGCUAUUGAAUGGAGAGGAGGCGUACGAUCUUCCUAAACUGUGGCUUCUGUUGCAGACACUUUAAGCGAGGGACACGUUACGUAAAGAGGCCGCACAUUUUCCAGGAAGGCGCGCGAGGUUGACCUAUGAGUUUGUCGUCACAAAUAGCAGCUUCAUCCAGUGGAACACGUACAAACAAACAUGUGGCUCAGGCAUUCAGCCAGUGCAGUUUCAUCCAUUUGCAAUUCUGUCUGCAUGGUGUGCAAGCAGCGGCCAGGCGCAUCGAUCCGGCAGGAGGAGCGAGUGAGAGGGCUUCUUCGUCUAGCUCCAUCCAUCCCACAUUCCCACCAGCUCCCGGGCCGUUCAAUAAGAGAAGCACUAGCAGGGAGGGAGGGGACAGCGGCAGGCUAAGAAUGGCAGGCGCUUUCUAAUAAUAAAGCGAGUGCCACUCCCUAAUUAUACUCCCCUCUCCCCCUUCGCCACCGGCCCGGGGCCUCCCCUUUCCGGACAAGACAGAUGACGAUCCAUCGAAGCCGAUCCAUGGAUGCCCGAGACCCACAGGAAUCAUCCAUUAUUCGGAGCUAAUCAUCAUUCCAGCGCACAAUCUUGGGCGAGCUAGCUCAUCCUUCCCGGCGACACUAGCACUCCGCUCGAGGUCGCGAAAGCCGCACCCCUUGCAGGUCGACGGUGCAUGGCCGCGAGCGCCGGGGCGCAGCUGGAGCGGCGGAGCUCGGUGCGGCGGACGCAGGGCAUGGCGCAGGAGGAGGAGCGGGGCCAGACGACGGCCGACGAGGAGCUCAUGCUGCGGAGCCAGGCGGGCAGCACCGAGCCGGCGGGCGGGUCGGCCAAGAUCGGCGCCGCGCUCGACAAGGACGGCGCCGCGCCCAAGCCGCGGGAGCAGAGCGCGGGGCCUUCCGAGAUGGACCUGAUGAAGGAGAAGUUCGCCAAGCUGCUGCUCGGGGAGGACAUGUCCGGGUCCGGGAAAGGGGUGCCCUCCGCGCUCGCGCUCUCCAACGCCGUCACCAACCUCGCAGCCUCUGUGUUCGGCGAGCAGCGGAAGCUGGAGCCCAUGGCAGCGGACAGGAAGGCGAGGUGGAAGAGGGAGGUCGGGUGGCUGCUCUCCGUCGCCGACCACAUCGUCGAGUUCGUCGCCAAGAAACAAGUCCUGGACAACGGCACCGAAAUGGAGGUGAUGGGGACGCAGCAGAGACGGGACCUCCAGGCGAACAUUCCAGCGCUGCGCAAACUCGACACGAUGCUUCUCGAUUACCUGGACAACUUCAAGGAGCGGACCGAGUUCUGGUACGUGAAGCGCGACGCGUGCUCGGAGAGCGAGAACGAGGGGUCGCAGAGGUCGGACGAGAAGUGGUGGAUCCCCAUCGUGAAGGUGCCCCACGCCGGGCUGUCCAAGGCCUCCAGGGGCUGGCUGCUGCACCAGAAGGAGCUGGUGAACCAGGUGCUCAAGGCGGCCAUGGCCAUCAACGCCAACUGCCUCAUGGAGAUGAACAUCCCGGACACGUACAUUGACACGCUCCCCAAGAACGGGCGAGCCAGCCUCGGGGACGCGCUGUACCGGAUCAUCACGGACGUGGAGUUCGACCCGGACGACUUCCUGUCGACGGUGGACCUGACGUCGGAGCACAAGAUCCUGGACCUCAAGGACCGGAUCGAGGCGUCCGUCAUCAUCUGGAACCGGAAGGUGCAUAACAAGGACGGCAAGUCCGCCUGGGGCUCCGCCGUCAGCCAGGAGAAGAGGGAGCAGUUCGAGGAGCGGGCGCAGACGCUGCUGCUCAUCAUCAAGCACCGGUUCCCCGGCAUCCCCCAGUCCACGCUCGACAUCGCUAAGAUCCAAGAGAACAGGGACGUCGGGUUCGCGCUGCUGGAGAGCUACUCCAGGGUGCUGGAGAGCCUGGCCUUCAACGUCAUGUCCCGGAUAGAGGACGUCAUCCAGGCCGACAACGUCGCGAGGGAGAAGGCCAAGAGGGACGCGCCGGCGGAGGGCGCCGGGCGCCGCGAUCCCCAGAGCAACGGGGGAGAGGACGACGACCGGAGCGGGACGACCCUGCUGGACUUCAUGGGCUGGACAGGGGGGGACUCGGAGGGGAGGAACGACGACUGCUCGCCGCCGCCGCCGCCGGAGCUGCCGGCGCAGGACGACGGGAGGCUCAUGAAGCUGCCCAACAUCAUGACCAACCUCAAGCAGACGUACAUGGACAAGCUCGACUUCCUCAGCGGGAACAGAAGCCCCUCAGCUCGCCAUUAGAGACGGCACGGCACGCGACGAGAUUUUGCAUGUAUCGUGUGUGUGUGUGGUAGUAGUGUACAUAGUAUAUAUUCUGGAUUAAAACACUGGGCUCUCGCUUGAGUAGCCCGUCGUGUUGUAUUCCUGAUUUUGCAAACACGCGCGCGACUCCCUCUCCCAUGUAUGGUUUUAACUUUUAAGGGACUGACCACUGUAUCAGAGCCAUCAAUAAAUAGAGAAAUUUAGAGC